Messenger RNA from Salvelinus namaycush (lake trout), 999 nucleotides. Its product is annotated as receptor-binding cancer antigen expressed on SiSo cells-like. The record is from RefSeq and is a predicted model, not a curated record. The coding region runs from base 297 to 932 and encodes 211 amino acids. The transcript has 7 exons. Gene Ontology annotation, cellular component: secretory granule. Lineage: Eukaryota; Metazoa; Chordata; Actinopteri; Salmoniformes; Salmonidae.
UUUCAAGAUGGCAGCCAUGAGGCUAUGAAGAAGCGACAAAUAUUUAUGGAAUAAAUAAUGAGAACGGAUGCUAGGUAGCAGCUGUUAGACACAUACGCUUGGGAUAUGACUGGUGUCAUUGUUGCAAGUGUGUUGUUUCGAGAGUGAAAUUUACAAGGAAAAAUACGUUGCAUAUCGGUAUGCUGAUUUGCUAAGUUAGCGCUAGCUAGCCAAACACAUGAAUUCUGGGGACGGCCACAUCUGAUUCGCCAGCUGUCAACUAAGAAAGUAUAUUGAGCUGUGCGCUCAGCUUCACCAUGGCCAUCUCUCAGUUUCGCCUUUUUAAGAUUUGCACAUGGCUUGCAACCUUCCUUUCAUUCUUCAAAAGGUUGAUAUGCAGAUCUGGGAGGUUGCGUAAGCUAAGCGGGGAUCAGAUAUCUCUUCCAACGACGGUUGAUUUUUCAUCAGUACCCAAACCGGCAGAGAUUGAAGAAUGGAGCUCGUGGGAUGAAGAUGGUCCCACAAGUAUCAAGAUCGAGGGCGGUAAUGGCAAUGUGCCACCACAGCCUGGCGAGGAAGAGGAACCAGACUACUUCAAAGACAUGGCUCCCACCAUCAGGAAAACACAGAAAAUUGUACUGAAGAAGAGGGAGCCACUCAACUACUUGGUACCCGACGGCAGUGCGGGCUUCUCCAGCAGACUGGCAGCCACUCAGGACACCUCCUUCAUCCAGCCAUCUUCUGAGCUUGGAGACAUGGAUACCUGGCAUGAGGACGCCAACGCCUGGGAGGAUGAGUCGUCAGAUGCUGCCUGGGAGGCUGAUUUGGUGCUCAGACAACAGAAGAUGGCCGAGAGAGAAAAGCGUUCCAUGGAGCAGCAGAGGAAGAAGAUGGAGAAGGAGGUUCAGAGGAUGAUGAAGAAGGACCAGAAGAUUGCUGUCAAGCUCUCGUAACACUUUUUUUUAGAGCACUCAUCCCGUGAGCCGGAGGGCAAUAAAAGAAACACUUAGACAAAAGUAA